GAGCUCUCGCCCUGGGCCCUGGGCUCACGGGUGUCUUUGCUGGAAAGGACGUGUCUUCUGCGGGCCACCCUGGCUCGGGGCACAGCUCCUCUCCCCUUGGCCUGCGCUCACUGGGGUGGGUUCGGGUUGAGGGGGACGAUGCGGCCGGCAAAGGGUGGAGAGUGGCGCCCAGUGGCUCCCGCGGCAGCUGUGCUGACCCGGCACCCCCAGACGCUGCCUCCGCAGAGAGUGUGUACAGGGACACCAGGCGGCCCAGGCUGAGUGGCCCUCAGUCGUCUCCACGCCUGGUUGGGUCUUGGGCCACUUCAGAAGGAGGACCCUUGUGCCUCCCCUGUGGAAUCGCAGGGAUUUCCUGAGCCCCUGCUUCCGCUGUGCCCUCCGGUCUGUGCUGGGGAGGGGGUGCGGGUUACCUGUGGACAGGUUGCCAGAAUGGGGUCAGUCCUGGGGCGGGAUGCCAUGGCAGCUGUUACGUGGUGUGGUCUCAGCCUUUCGGGACAGGCCCCUCCUGGCAGCCGCUGUGCCCUCGGCUGGGGUGAAGGUCCUGUGGGUGCAGAGGCCCAGGGAGCCCCGGCGUGUGCUGCUUCCUGCCUGUGUUAGGCCUGUGGGUCCCACGCCCUGGCCAGUGAUGGGCUGGGGGGGCUCGCCAGGGGCCGGGGUCGGGGCGUGCCCCUCACACCCUCCCAUUAGCUCCCACCCGGAGAGCCUCACUGGUCAAAAACGAGGCCAGCACUGGGAGGGAGAUCCCAGCUCCACUCGCAUGCCCAGCGUCCUUGUAGCCUCUUGUUAUCCUGUUUAAGGUCUUUUUGUGGGGGAAGGAAAGGCACCUUCCGCUUCCCACCCUCACUGUUGCUCGGGACGAUGCCUGAACACAGGUGAUCAGGUGUGAGCCGCUGUGGCCUCGUGGACAACGGGGGAGUUCUCAAGAGUGACAAGGCCAGGCCGGCAGGUCAGAGCUGUCCUGCUGGUUGUGAAGGCAGAGCUCGUGACCUGUGUGUUGAGAAGCUUCUGAAAGGGAGGAUGGCUUGGGAAGCAGCCUUGGGAGUUUCUGGCUUCCUCCCUGGUGUCCUGGAGCCAGGCCCUGCCCACCUUGCUGGCACUGGGCCUGUGGUCUGGGCCGAGGCAGCCCGUCCGGAGGUCUGGCUGCACAGCAGGCGUCCCUCCUGGGCUCCGGGCUGUGCAGCAGUGUCCCAGGGGGCCAUGUGGCCCCGUCUGCCGAGCCCCACGUGGGUUCGGCCAGGCCAGGCCGGCUCCUAGUGAGCUGUGAUCGUCCACUGCACCUUUGAAGGAAGGCCCCCUGCCCACGACGGGUCGCUCAGAAACAAGCUAUGGGAAGAGGAAAAUGCAAAAAGCGAGGCGACGGCUUGAAGAUGGAGAAUGACCCCCAGGAGGCGGAGUCUGAGCUGGCCCUGGAUGCCGAGUUCCUGGACGUGUACAAGAACUGUAACGGGGUGGUCAUGAUGUUCGACAUCACCAAGCAGUGGACCUUCAACUACAUCCUCCGGGAGCUGCCAAAAGUGCCGACCCACGUGCCGGUGUGCGUGCUGGGGAACUACCGGGACAUGGGCGAGCACCGGGUCAUCCUGCCGGACGACGUGCGCGACUUCAUCGACAGCCUGGACAGACCUCCAGGUGCCUCUUAUUUCCGCUAUGCUGAGUCUUCCAUGAAGAACAGCUUCGGCCUGAAGUACCUUCAUAAGUUCUUCAAUAUUCCAUUUUUGCAGCUCCAGAGGGAGACGCUGCUGCGGCAGCUGGAGACCAACCAGCUGGACAUGGAUGCCACGCUGGAGGAGCUGUCGGUGCAGCAGGAAACCGAGGACCAGAACUACGGCAUCUUCCUCGAGAUGAUGGAGGCUCGAAGCCGUGGCCACACAUCCCCGCUGGCAGCCAACGGGCAGAGCCCGUCCUCAGGCUCCCAGUCACCGGUCGUGCCUCUGAGCGCCAUGUCCACAGGGAGCUCCAGCCCCAGCACACCCCAGCCUCCUCCACAGCUGCCCGCCAGCGCCCCCUCAGCCUGCCCCACCCCGCCAACCCCUGCGGCCCCCUUGGAGGCCCCUGCCCCACCCCCGAGGCGCAGCAUCAUCUCCCGUCUGUUUGGGGCCUCCUCGCCUGCUGCCCCGGCACCUUCCCCUCCAGAGCCAGCCCCUGUGGCGGAGGCCCCCACAGAGGUCCAGAAUGUGGAGGACUUUGUUCCUGACGACCGCCUCGACCGCAGCUUCCUGGAGGACACAGCCCCCUUGGAGGAUGAGAAGGGAGCUGGAGCCAAGGCCCUGCGGCAGGACAGUGACAGUGACGGGGAGGCCAUGGGAGGGAACCCCAUGGUGGCAGGUUUCCAGGACGACGUGGACUUCGAAGACCAGCCACGUGGCAAACCCCUGCUGGCCUCAGGCCCUGUCCCCAGUAAAAACGUCACUCUGUCCAGCGAGGAGGAAGCAGAGGUGCCAGACCUCCCCCGAGUUGCUGCCCCGGCCCCCCAGCAGUGCCCAGAGCCAGAGACGCAACGGUCCUCUGCAAAGGCCUCGAGGCCACAGAAGGGGGCAGUGCCCCCAAAGGCCGAGGCGCCCCCCUGGCCGGGAGGUCCCCCUGUGUGCACAGGGCCCGAGAAGCGCAGCAGCACCAGGCCCCCCACUGAGAGCUGUUCCCGCGGGCCGGAGGAAGGCAAGGCCCCGCAGGCGUCCUCGUCAGAGAGUGACCCCGAGGGGCCCAUCGCAGCACAGAUGCUGUCCUUUGUCCUGGAUGACCCCGACUUCGAGAGUGAAGAGUCGGACACACAGCGGAGGGGGGACGAGUUCCCGGUGCGAGAUGACCUCUCCGACACGACUGAGGACGAGGGCCCUGCCCAGCCACCGCCGCCCCCCAAGCCCCCUGCCCUCACCUUCAAGCUGAAGAACGAGGCGGAUCUCUUCGGGCUGGAGCUGGAGGCCGUCCCCAAGGACAGCAGUGAAGAGGGUAAGGAAGGCAGACCGCCCUCCAAGGAGAAGGAGAAGAAGAAGAAGAAAAAGAAAAGCAAGGAGGAGGAAGAAAAGGCUGGGAGGAAGAAGAGCAGACACAAAAGGAGCAAGGACAAGGAUGAGGACAAGGACAAGGAGGAACGGCGGCGGAGACGGAAGGCCCCCCGCAGCAGGGAGAAGAAGGCCGAGGAUGAGCUGGAGGCCUUCCUGGGCGGCCACCACCCUGGCGGUGGGGACUACGAGGCGCUCUAGCCCUGGGCUGCCCUGUGCUCACUGCUGCCUACGGGAGGCCUGUGCCCGGCGGCCUUUGUGGUCAGCGGCCCCUGGACUGGGCGCUGCAGGUGCUGGGCCUCCGGGCCCAGCGUGAGCCUGCCCUGCAGGGAGGGAGGGGACAGCUGAGCUCAGCUGGGCUCAGAGGAUGACUGGCCCUCUUGGGGCAGAGCCACAGCCAGUCCCCAGCAUUUCUCAGGGAAUUGACUGAGGCGGAGGAGGGACCCACCAGGGUCUGUUUACAGAGGCAGGGCCCGGGGCCGCUUGGCUUCUCGGACACCCACCACCUAGCGCCCGCUGCUGCUUGCCCUCCCGAGCUCACCCAGGCCUCAGCAUGCCGGCAGCCCACUCCCAGCCAUGAGGCUCGGCUGCGGACAGCCCCACAGCUGGCCCUGAGCACAGGCAUGCAGCCUUGCAGGAGGGUGAGGCAGGCAAGACGGUAUCCCUGGAGGUCUCUCCUGGGGGGAGUGCUUCCAGGGACGGUCUUCCUGCCGUGGCCCCAGUGCGCACCCCUGCUCAGGUGAGCCCGCAGGCGGGAGCUGGGAGGCUGCUCAGACACUCCACCCGGACCAUAAAGCACUCCUGUUUUACUGC
Messenger RNA from Lemur catta (Ring-tailed lemur), 3812 nucleotides. It is a transcript of the gene RABL6, whose product is annotated as RAB, member RAS oncogene family like 6. Gene Ontology annotation, molecular function: GTP binding. The transcript has 13 exons. Lineage: Eukaryota; Metazoa; Chordata; Mammalia; Primates; Lemuridae. The record is from RefSeq and is a predicted model, not a curated record. Bases 1326 to 3200 code for a protein of 624 amino acids. Gene Ontology annotation, cellular component: nucleus; cytosol.